Molecule: messenger RNA, 2622 nt
Organism: Carassius carassius (crucian carp)
Lineage: Eukaryota; Metazoa; Chordata; Actinopteri; Cypriniformes; Cyprinidae
Product: ubiquitin-associated protein 1
Exons: 7
Coding region: 254-1624 (456 amino acids)
Biological process (GO): ubiquitin-dependent protein catabolic process via the multivesicular body sorting pathway
Cellular component (GO): ESCRT I complex
Molecular function (GO): ubiquitin binding
Source: RefSeq, a predicted model, not a curated record
AGAGGACGUCUUCCUCUAUCUCUUCGCUGAUUGGUCAAACCUGUCGUCAUUCAGUGGCAACGCAUGUCGUCACACAGGAACCAAAGGAGGCGGUCAAACCAAGAUGGCGUUCCGCGAUGAAGCAGGAAAUAUACCAUACACUCAGUUUUCAGUAAAUCUCCUCAUCUGAGAGCGUCCACCGGAGCUUGUAUGUCUAAGGACAAGUGAGACACCUAUUCGGACACCGAAGACAGAGCAGAUACUGUUACUCUCAAUGGCUGCGAGGAAAUCUGGAUCAGAUAUCCACAACAACGGACCCGUCAGCUAUCUUGAUGAAGUUCCCUUCAAGCUCAAUGAUAAAUUUCGCUGUCCUUCAAAAGUGGGUCUUCCCAUUGGCUUCUGCUUGUCUGAUUGUAAUUCCGUUCUUUCGGAUCUGCAAUAUGACUUUAGUCUAGAGAGGCGAAGCGUUCAGUGGGGGGAAGAACUCGCCAAAGCGCGAGCCGCUGAGGCUCGAGCAGCGGAAGCCGCCCGGACGGACUCUGAAAACGAAAGGCAGGCUGCUGGUCAGGAUGCAGACCUUGGAUUGGUUGGAGGGAAGAAAGCACGCCCCUCUGAUGAGCAGGACGUUGUUCCACCAGCAAUGAACCCAGUUUUAGCUGGCCUACGGCAUAAUGCAAUCCUUAUGCCUCUCCCAGCCCCAUCUUUUGGACCGAUGCGACCAGCACCAAGCAACCCGGCCCCACAGAGUCUGAACUUAGCUGACUUUGAGCGAGAGGAGGACCCUUUUGACAAACUUGAGCUUAAAACACUGGACGACAAAGAGGAGUUACGGAAUAUCUUGCAGAGCCAACCGCAGUCCUCCGUUUCGCCUCCUCAGCUUCCUCCAGCAGAACAUCGCCCCACCUCUCCCAGUAAUACGCCACCUCUUCAGGCCAAAGCAGGAAUCUUCCAUAAACCCAAUGGUUUGGUUGGACUGCUGGACUUAGACCGGGGUGGGGUUGUGGGGACCCCCUGUGGACAGAUUGACGCCGACCGCCCUUGUAACAUUCGUUCACUGACUUUCCCCAAGCUUUCAGACCCAGUAGACUCUUCCUUGGAACCGCCUCUCAGCAGUUACCCAGCAGGCCAACCAUGCAACCUAUCCAACGGCACGCCACCAUCCCUGCAGAGAACAGGGUCAAAAACCAACAUGACACUCCCACAAGAGCAAAGUGUCUUCCCUCAGAAUGGGACACAGAAACAGUCAAACCCCAUCACGCCGACUAAUCAUUCUCCUGCUGCCUCGAUCCUACAUGGCCUCUCUCCCAGCGAACGACAGUGUGCGGAGACAAUUGUGGGCAUGGGUUAUUCCUAUGAGGGUGUUCUUAAAGCCAUGCAGAGACAAGGACAGAAUGUGGAGCAGGUGCUGGAAUACCUGUUUACUCACAGUCGACUGUGCGAUCGAGGUUUUGAUGCGACUGCUGUGGAGGAGUGCUUGGAGAUGUACCAGGGCUCAGAGGAAAAGGCUUUGGAGUUUCUGCAGCUGAUGUCUCGGUUUGGGGAAAUGGGCUUUGAGAGGGACACUAUCAAAGAGGUACUGCUGGUGCACAAUAACGACCAGGACAAGGCGCUGGAGGAUCUGAUGGCCCGAGCAGCUGCGAGCUGAGCCCCAAGAGUCGUCCCUCCCGGAGCCAGCCCUCCUUUGGCUCUCAGAGGGGUCCUGGCUGUGGAAGGAUGGGAUUCUCUUAUCUCUAAGACAAGACAACUGAUUUUGUACCCUGAUAAAGAUAUACCUCUUGGGGUAGGGAUUGAUGGCACCACUCAACAGUGUAUUCAUCCCUCCUCAAAUGUAUGUCUGUUAAGUGAUCUUAGAAUGAUGAUGAGUGGGAGGAGCCGAAUCCUCCUAUUAGAAUUGGCAUUGGGUAGUGUCUCUAUUGCCAUGGUGACAGGCUAGAAUGGGCGGUGCUGGAGAAACAGAACUGAGCGGAGCCCCAAUGGUAGAAUAUGGACUCGGAGUGACACUCGAAGCUAUUACGCUGCCAUCUCCCACUGCUGGACGCAGGCUUUCGAAACGGAAACCUGAACACUCAUACAAUACAUACAACCCAUGGCAGAACAGAGACCCCACAGAAGUGCCCUCUCUCUAUUCUGUCUGUGCUGUUUGUUUGUUCAUACAUUGUUUAUAUGUUUGACUGGAGGAAACACUUUAUCUUUCUUCAUUUGUCCUUUUUUGAGAUUGUGUUUCUUUGCUCUUUUAUUAGGAACUGCUUUAACAGAACUAAUCAUCAUGUAAGUUCACAGAUAAAAAAAUCUGCAGUAAACUUUUGCUCAGUUGGCAUUUGCACUGGAAUGAACACAUUUGGCAAGAGAAAUUGGGAAGUUCAGCAGGAGCUGCAAAAUUUAAAUGAUGCCGCCACAUUUUCCAACAGCUGACAUGCAAACACUGCACAGGCGCACUGAAUCACAAAUGUUAAUAUAAACAUAUUUAAAGAUCUGUAAAGAUGCACUGUUGGUUUCCAUCUGUAAUAAAGAUAUUGAGAAAAUUAACAGUAAUGAGGUUAAAACAUUAAUAUUGGGUUAAUUCUGAAAUCUGUUGAAAAGGCUAAAGACUGUAUAGUUGCAUGAACUGCACAGAAGUUUGGGGGAGGAUGAAUUAUUAUUAUU